Messenger RNA from Phytophthora nicotianae INRA-310, 1353 nucleotides. RefSeq lists its product as hypothetical. Bases 20 to 1183 code for a protein of 387 amino acids. The transcript is spliced from 3 exons. Gene Ontology annotation, cellular component: transcription factor TFIIH holo complex; transcription factor TFIIH core complex. Gene Ontology annotation, molecular function: zinc ion binding. NCBI's taxonomy places the organism in Eukaryota, Oomycota, Peronosporomycetes, Peronosporales, Peronosporaceae. The record is from RefSeq and is a predicted model, not a curated record. Gene Ontology annotation, biological process: regulation of transcription by RNA polymerase II; DNA-templated transcription; nucleotide-excision repair.
AAACUCUCCACAAGUGAAAAUGGAGGAGGAAGCAUCAAGCGGGUAUGCAUGGGAGGGCGCUUUGGAGCGCAGCUGGGACGUGAUCGAGGAAGAUGACUCGGGCAACCUCAAGAUCGACCAGGCCGUCAAGAAGCAGCAGCGCCAGCGCCGCCUGGAGAUCGCGCGCAAUGUACGCAAAGGACUGAUCCGCUACACGUACGUAGUGAUGGAUCUGUCACGCGGCAUGGCCACCAAAGACUGGAAGCCGCAUCGUCUGGCCUGUGCCAGCGAGGUGGUACAGCAGUUCGUCAAGGACUAUUUCGACCAAAACCCCAUUUCCCAGUUAGGUAUCAUCGGCAUCAAAGGCAUGACGGCCGAGAAGCUCAGCGACUUGUCUGGUAACCCCAAGACGCACAUCGAGCGCAUCGCUGCGGCGUUGGCUGUGGACAAGGAACCGUCACUGCAGAACGCGCUUGAUAUCGCUCGGAGCUCCCUAAAGACAGUGCCAGCCUAUGGCAGUCGGGAGGUCGUCGUGGUCUACGGCAACCUUGUGACUGCCGACCCGGGCGAUAUCUUCCAGACACUGGCGUCUCUUAAGCGAGAAAAUAUCCGCGUGUCGUUCAUAGGCAUCGGAGCCGAGAUGCACUUGCUGCGUCGUAUUGCGGAUGGCACGGACGGCACGUAUCACGUCGCGGUGGACGCCGACCACAUGAAAAGACUCAUGACAGCGUUCACGUUCCCGUCGCCGACUGUGGCGACGGCGGCCUCGCGCUUCGCCACGCUCGUAGAGAUGGGAUUUCCACAGCGUCGCAGUGGCGCGUUGUCGCUCUGUACUUGUCACCAAGCAUUCACUACGGUGGGGUAUCUGUGUCCACGCUGCAAGUCCAAGAGCUGCGACCUGCCGACCACUUGCCAAGUCUGCAACCUGCCGCUGGUAUCGUCGCCGCAUCUCGCACGGUCUUAUCAUCAUUUGUUUCCCGUUGCCAAGUUCACGCAGCAUUUACUACGGUCGGGCGUGACUGGAGAGAAGGGAGCGAAGGUGUCCCCCGAGUUGGUUCAGAAGAAAUGCUUUGGGUGUCUGUUGCCGCUCGGAUUGGACGGCGAAGGCGCCGCGUACGAGUGCACCACGUGCCAGAACGUCUUCUGCAGCGAGUGCGAUAUGUACGUGCACGACUCGCUGCACAACUGCCCAGGUUGUAGUUGAAAUCGAUGGUCCAGUACAUAAUUUGAGGCAGCGAAAUACACAAACGCAAGUUGCAUCCGGUCUCGACAUGUAAUUUAUGCAGAGACAACAUCUCGAUAAAUGGAUUGCUCGCAUCGGAGCCACUACGAUAGCAGCAGCGUCAGUGAACUGUAUCAUCACACGCCGAAUCG